UAUGUGUAACAGUCUCGAGCGCUCUGCCUUUGUUUUUUUUCUUCCAGUGGUACCCAACCAGAUAAUCUGAUGGUAGUAAAGUCGAUCGUUCCUCGAAACGCGUUCCAUCUACAGUUCCCCGUGAGUCGCGAGUCAGAUCUCUGUUUUAUUUUUCUUCUCCUGCUUCUUUCUCUUGGCCGUGCCGCUGUAAUCCCAAUACCUCGAUCAACGCACCAUUGUGUACAGGCGCCGCAUUGCCCAUUGCAGCUCCUGAAGUGGUUUUUCGGUGCAAUAUCAAAUCAUCCCACCUCAUAAUACCGCGUGCAGACGUAUAAUAUAUGUACACGCAAAUAGUGUGUGGGACGGAUAUGCUCACAUGCUGUAGUUUGGUUGAAUUAGGAAUUGUGCCUUCGUGAGUACUACCAGUAGGAUGCUCGUUAUGUUACGCACACGACGCUAGUUGUGCUUCAUUGAAUAUAUCGUUCUUUUCUCCUUGAUACUAGCUCAGCUCGCACCAUGAAUCACCUUGUUGGGCUGCGUGAACAGGUGAACUUCCUCUGGCUGUUGUUUGAUACCACUCCAAGCUUACUACACAGUGCAGUGAAAAGACCCAAUGACUGUUGCUGUGACUAACUUCACCACUAUUGUUAUGUAAAAUACAGCUACUUUAUCAUGUUCUGUUGAGUCUACCUGCACCCCCUUCAUGAUCG
Molecule: messenger RNA, 689 nt
Organism: Suillus discolor
Lineage: Eukaryota; Fungi; Basidiomycota; Agaricomycetes; Boletales; Suillaceae
Exons: 1
Coding region: 70-294 (74 amino acids)
Source: RefSeq, a predicted model, not a curated record